This is a messenger RNA of Aegilops tauschii subsp. strangulata, 4892 nucleotides long. RefSeq lists its product as uncharacterized. Gene Ontology annotation, molecular function: protein binding. The record is from RefSeq and is a predicted model, not a curated record. Lineage: Eukaryota; Viridiplantae; Streptophyta; Magnoliopsida; Poales; Poaceae.
GUCUGGCGAUCAAGCUUUUGGUUUCGGAGAUUGACAGAAAAUAACAGCGGGCGGCCUCGCCUUUUUAGGGAUUUCUUAAUGCAUAGGAUGGCGGUUUGGAUCUAAGAUUACACAAGUGUCCUCCUAGGUAUCGAUCAAAGGGUUUUGUUGCCAAUCUUACUAGAUGAGUUGAAAAAGUUUCAAAGUAGGGACCAGAUGUUCAUGAAAUAGGAAAUUUUGUGCAUCUGCAUGUCAAGCUUGAUUUGAUGAAAUUAUUGGUAGGUUUCAUUACGGUAUCCACAUAAUAAAAAUGAGAGUAAUAUAGAGUCCAGUAUGACAAAAUCUCAAAAUUUUGUGUGACGUGUGGUUCCAUUAGACACAUAAGAUGGCUUGGGAAGUAUAAAGAAGAGGACCUAUAGUUGGGUGCUAUCACACCCUGAGUUUUGCAGCCUGGACAUUAGUGAAAAUUAAGGUAAUCAAAACUUAAAAUAAUAAACUCUUCAAGCCUAUUUGGUAGUUGUAUUCCUUUUUUGGAUGUUUUGUAAUGGGACACUUCUUACCCAAGUGGGAAUGGCGAUAGUAUGUGUACUAUGAGUGCCAGGUAUCAUGGGCAGAUCCUAUGUUGGGGUGAAACUUGAUAAGAGGCUUGGUUGCGUGUUUGCAUCGUAUACUUAACGCAUGGUGAGUCAUGGCUGACACGGUAAACAAUCAAGUCUUGUGGGUCCAGCGUGUCAAUCUGUUCGAGCAAUCAUGUCCACAAUUAUGGACGAGAUGGAAUAGCCGUCGCUUAACUUGAUGUUAACAGUGUUUUGCCAAGUACAAAAUAACAAUAUGAUGGACCUACGUAGAAUUGUAUGGCAAUGGGACGUUACCUCAGGUUACCAGAUGGACACGUGGCACAAGUUUUACCCAGUCUAGGCCCUCGUCGGGUGAGUAAAAACCCCACUCCUACUUAUAUGAGAUUCUACCAUAUAUUGAUUACAGUGCGGGAGUGUAAUGGACUAUUCGGGGAGUUGAGGAUCAAGUCGCUGGCGUUGGAGGUGGACGAUCUGGACGGAGAACCCUAAUCGGAUCUACUAAUGAACUAAUAAACUAUUCUGAUUUUCGGAGGAGUCUAAGGUCUCCUCUUGUCUUGAGGGACUGCCUUAUAUAGGGGUCUUGGUUUGUGGUCGUUGUCCGUCACCUUGAUCUUCUUGUUGUGCAAGUCUUGAUCUUCUCCAUCUUUGGUAGUCGCACAACUCCCCUUAAGGAAACCAGGUUUGCAUGUCUAAGGUAACUGGCCUCACAGGCAUGAGCCCCUCGUACCAUGCACUACAACUCAAGUUACGGUAUGCAUGGAUGAGAAUACAAUGAAACCACUUCCCCUCGAUAACCCCCUAUCAAUAUUUGAAAAUGCGGCUGUGGACGUAUUGCCCAAGCCGUUUGCCCUAUUUGAAGUCGGUGGGCAACUUGCUUGGUGUUGAUCAGGCCCGAUGAAGUUGUUCCCUCUGUGUGGCCAUGUGGGUGGUCUGAUCGGCUGCCAUGUGGCAUACCCUAUAGGGGGCCAGCGAAUUAUGGAUGGUGAUGUGAUACGAAUCUCCGUGUUGCAUCCCUCAUCACCUUGAUUCACACCGCACCUUUAUGUCUUAUUGGUUUGGCUUUCGAGGAUGCAUGGUGUGUAGGAUUUAUAUUUUAUUCCCCGUUCCUUGUUGGGUUACCUUGCUUCCUUCAUACUUUGUCCCCAAGUCCUUGAGCCAUCCUCCUCAUUUCCCUCUCCAUACUUCGACAUGACCUCCCAGAGCACCGCUCCCGACUUUGCUGUCGUUGAGAGCCCUUAGCACGCAGCCGCCAACUAUUGUGCUACAUUGUAAGUGCACUUUUGAUCAUAUGGGUGUCCUUACUUGCGUCGGGAGAGGCCAACACUGUCCUUACUUGCGGUUGGUCAUCAUCUUUGGUUCUCAUGGAACUAUUCAUCAUGUUCGAGGAGGAGAUGCUGUUGCGAGGGGUGGCCUUCUCAAUGGGUGGUCUCCUCACGUCUGAAGGUGCUACAAUGGUGGUCCUCCUCGAUGACAUGCUAUGCGUUGUAAAUUUUUCAUUGUCCCUCCUUUCAGUGUUGCAUUCUGUAGAAUCAUGUUUUACCAUCUAACCCCAAAUUCAGUGGUCUUUCUUUCUCCAUUUUUACACUCGUGUGAGGGUUUUCUUGGGAUACUUCUGGAUCUGGAAUUAUGUCAUCAUCUUUUUUGCGCUUUAGCAAGGUGAACACCAACAUGUAAGAACAAGGACAUCGUCGAGGUGAAAAAAAUCAAGGUGAAAACACAUAAUUCUUGGAGCCAUAAUGACACAAAACCAUCAACGCGAUGGUCAUCGUGUCCGAUGGGAUGACUGCUCCAGGUUAGUCAAUUGGAUUGUGCAUGUGGUUGAUCACGACUUCAUCAGGGAGAUGGAAGUUGUCAUCAAAGACCUACGAAACUGGUAGCUGAAUGAUGUCCAUGUCACUGGUGAAUUCAUCUGCUGAUAGAUUGCCCCCUCACGGAGUGGGUAGAAUCUGUGUAGGUUUAUAUGGUGGGUUGGACCCCUGUCAUGAUGGGAACGGUAAGUUGCUCAGUCCUUUCUUCUUGCAAUGCACAGAUCCCUGAUAGGAGGUCCCUUGGGCUAGGGUGAACGAGAUGGUCUGCCCUGAAAGAUGUCGAAGGACUAGGAACCACAACGCUCCAGAAGCGUCGAUCAAGAUGGACGCAUAAGACAAAGACUGCAUCCUUAGGCUAAAGUGAACUUAGCCGUGUGCUUUCUAUCCCCUUUGGAUUCUUUUCGGUUAUUCUCAUUUUGUGUUUUGAUGAACUCCCAAUUGCAUUGUUAGAAAUGGUAUCACAUGUUCAAGGAUCACAACAAUCUUGGGGCAUCGGCCUAAGAGGUGGUGUCAGUCGCCAAUGCGUCUGCACCAGAGGCACUUGCUACCAAUGCCUGGACCGGAGGCACCUUCUCAGAGUGACCUCUAUCCAACCAUGUCUAGCUUAAACUCAGUAAGCUUUCUUGUUUAUUCUUCAUAGAGCUGCAAUCUAGUUUCUCUCUUUUUGAUCGCAGCGAUGGAAGGAGGUAAUAGCGCCAGGGCGGCUCAAGUGUGACACACACAAGGCUCCAGAUUGUCUCUAUGUUGAUCCCCUAUUUUCCUUGUGAAACUCACUUAGUGAGUUUUGAUGGUGCCUUAUCUUUAUUGCAGCUUGUUGGAGGAUGCUUUGCUUGGUAGCAUGGUGGGUUGUGUCGCCACUGGCACCACCCCUCUAAGAGCGAGUUUAAAGGCCACAAGCCAUGAUACCUUUGUCAGCGGAUGAGCCCCCCAGAAAUGAAGCUCUAGUUGUCAGUCCUUCACCCGUCGCGAGGUUGUGGGCUAUCAAGUCCUACCUCUAGGAGGCAAUUAAGGCCAUGCAGAAGUUAUCGAAGUGAAGAGCUCGUUAUGUGGAUCCAUCGUCAGAAGCAUGAACUCUGUGUCUCUCCCUCUCGCUUCGUGGUCUCAAAUCCCUGAUGACAUAACUUGGAACAUCCUCGUGCUGGUUUCACCACAUCCUGUCACCAUUGCAAGGAUAGCAGCCGUGUGCAGGACAUGGCGCUCCAUUGUCAGGACUAGCAAGUUCCUGAGGUGGCUGAUGGAGCAUCACGGAGUAACACCACUCAUGGGUUUUUUCACCAACGUCUCUAGCUCAGAUCGUUUCCUCCCUUUUGAUCAGCAUCUAGGUGUUGUUGGUGUCCCUCGAUUCACCCUGCCCAUCUUGUAUCCAGACAACCGCCUCCCCACUCUCUCCACGAGCCACUGGGAGGUUCUUGCUUGCCGCCAUGGUAAGGUUUUGCUGCUUGGAGGGGCCUCACCUAUGCUCUUAGUAUGGGAUCCAAUCACUGGCGAGCAGACAUUAACACGCACCCACACUGAACUGACCUACGUCCACGGCACAGUGGUAUGUGUCGCCCACCACCACCAUGGAAACUGUCACUCUUCGCCGUGGGUUGUUGUCUGGAUUGUGAGCACCGGCCGCGAAAUCAAGGUAAGAAGGUGGUCGUCGGUAACCCAAUCUUGGAAUAUCUCGCAAGCUCGUGUUUGGUUCGACGGCCUGGUUGAUUUCCGCCCAAGCACGUUGAUCGGUGAUGUUUUGUAUUGGCAUUUGACCAAUAACUUCCUCAUUGCCUUCGAUAUGGCUGAGAAUCUGCUCCACCCUAUCGAGUUGCCCGAAGCAAUGGCAUCUCCUAAAUUCCGACGCCACGUUCACGUUGUGCCAUUAGACGGUGAUGUUCUUGGCUUGGCAGUUCUGAACACUUCAGUGCUCGAGAUUUGGUCCAGGGUUGGAGGCAUCAGUGAAGGAUCUUCCUGGGCCAUGAACUAUACCAUCCCUUUGCUUUCCAUCAUACCCAUCCAAGAUGAUCACAUCAUAAAUCAUCAUAGGCCACAAGGCCGAAUUGUGUGUGUCAUGGAGGACAGGAAAGUUAUCCUCAUUCGUGCUGCUGACGGGGUAUAUGAAGUUGAUUAUCAAAGGAAGACAUCCACCAAGAUCAUGGGAGAAACACCACGGGGGACUAUGUUUGCAUAUGAGAGCUUCUACAUUGCAGGUGUCGCUGGUGUCGACGAGCCAUGAAGAAAACCAUCCUAUGAGGAAAGCAGGACCCCGACAUUACCCCGCCGCACACCUGUGUUCUAGUGGAAAUCUAGGAGGACUCUCUUUUAUCAAAACAAAAGAGAAAACAGUGUAUUGAUUACUUUCAUUUGUUCAAUCCCUUCUUUCAAUCAUGGUGUGCACAUCUUAUUUCAGUAUUCUGUUUUGAAGCCAUUUGAACCAUGUCAUCAAUGUACUCUGUUGUAUUAGACAUCAAUAAUGUAGGAGUGGAAUACUUCUAUAUGGAAAGCACGUGACUUACUUUUAUGUCGUGACGACAUAAUUUGUUUUGAAUAA